AUGCAACGUCUGAGCCACCAACUGAGCCACCAACUCCCUACGUUAGAUAGCCAUCCCAAGCAACGUCUGCCCCCGGCUUCGCCCUCCACCCCGCAAUCCACGUCCUCGACCCUUGAUCCCCCGCCAGAUUAUGUCUCCCGAUUAGACAGCCCAAUCGGCCAUGAUACGGACCAAGACGAGGCGGGGGAUUAUGGGCAUGCCGAAGACAAUCAAAGCUAUCCGCGAAGGAAAGGGAUUUACCAAAGCCGAAUAGAGCAGAUCCUUUACGAGCAUCCAGAGCUUCCAAUCCUCAUCACACAUGCGGGCAAAAACCACGAGAGUGGAGGCAGUUUCAUUGUUUAUACAAUACGAACGGGGGAUCUGGAAGUUCGACGACGAUACUCUGAAUUUAGCUCUCUGCGCGCUACCCUCAUCAAUCUUCACCCAACUCUCAUCAUCCCUCCCAUACCUGAGAAACAUACAAUGGCCGAUUAUGCAGCGAAACCUACCAAGGCUAAGGAAGAUAGCUCCAUUAUCGACUUGCGAAAGCGCAUGCUAGCGGUCUUCUUGAACAGAUGCCGGCGGAUGAAGGAGAUCCGGGAGGACGGAGUCUGGUGGAGGUUCUUAGAUCCGAAUGCGAGCUGGACUGAAGUACUUCAUUCACAUCCUGUCUCCUCCAUCCCCAAGAACAACCUCAAAGCGCCUCCGCUCGACCCCGCUAAUCCGAAACCCGCACAUGCCUGGCUUCCAAUCCCUUCAUCAUCCGCGAAGCUAAAGUCAUCUUCGGCCACCUCUUCAUCCUUUUCGGAUCAUGCUUCAUCAACCCCAGGAAAUGUGCCAUUCCUUAAUCGGUUCCCGCCAACGUCGCGCAACCUAAGUGAAAAAGACCUAGACCCAUACUUUGUAAACUUCGAGGCGUCAACUCGUGAGCUCGAACUGCUAUUGCAAGGAAAUAUCGAAAAAGUAAACCGACGCACCUUGACGCAUCUUUCAUCCCUUGCUGCGGACCUGAUGGAGCUUGGCGCCCGGUACAAUGGGUUUUCCCUCUCCGAACCUUCCGCCACAGUUGCCGCAGCAAUAGAACGAAUUGGACAGGCAGCCGACACUUCAUAUAUUGAGACUGAAGAGCUCUCUUCUACUCUUGGUGCAACAUUUGCAGAACCAAUGAGGGAAAGUGCACAAUUUGCUGGCGUCGUCCGGAAUGUUCUCCGCUAUCGCAUCCUCAAGCGAAUCCAACAAGAAAUGACUCGGGAUGAACUCAGCAAGAAAAGGGCAAUGCUAGAUUCCCUAGAGCGGAGUGAGCUGGAAGCCAAAAGGAUUGAGCAAUAUUUGAAUCGUACUGGGGGCAGCUUAGCAACCACGAAACCAAGAAGGUCAUUAUCUGAAUCAUCUGCACCCAGUAUCCCGGAAACGUCAACACCUGAAGCAACGAGAUCAAAUGCCGAAGAUACCGCCUCGAUUGACUCUGAUUUCCCGGCCGGGACUGGUGAUUCUCCACAGCCAUCUGCAUCCCAGGGCCUACCUCAAAGGCCUCUCGAGCAGUCCCCAUUACCUUCACCAGGUCACCGUAAGAGCCCUAGUGGUAACUUCGUAACGAAUAAGAUAUUCGGGCGAAUUAGCCAUGCCGUUCAUGGCUUUGUUGAUGUUGACCCGGAGAGAACCCGACGAGACCAAAUUGGGAAAACGAAAGAGACCUUAUUACAGUUGGAGCAAGCUCUCCAAGUAUCGGAGAAGGAUGUCAGGGAUGCUAGUUCCGGUGUCUUGCAAGAUCUAAAACGGUUCCAGAAAGAAAAGGAAGACGAUCUACGUCGAUAUAUGGUAGCCUACGCCCGCUGCCACCUGGACUGGGCGCGGAAGAACCUCGAGACAUGGACCGAAGCAAAGGAAGAAGUUGACAAGAUUGUUAUCCAUUGA
This is a messenger RNA of Histoplasma mississippiense, 1893 nucleotides long. Its product is annotated as sorting nexin-41. Lineage: Eukaryota; Fungi; Ascomycota; Eurotiomycetes; Onygenales; Ajellomycetaceae. The transcript has 6 exons. Gene Ontology annotation, molecular function: phosphatidylinositol binding. Gene Ontology annotation, biological process: retrograde transport, endosome to Golgi. The record is from RefSeq and is a predicted model, not a curated record. Bases 1 to 1893 code for a protein of 630 amino acids.